This is a messenger RNA of Eucalyptus grandis, 1581 nucleotides long. RefSeq names its product disease resistance protein RUN1-like. The record is from RefSeq and is a predicted model, not a curated record. Gene Ontology annotation, biological process: defense response. Lineage: Eukaryota; Viridiplantae; Streptophyta; Magnoliopsida; Myrtales; Myrtaceae. The coding region runs from base 1 to 1581 and encodes 526 amino acids. The transcript is spliced from 3 exons. Gene Ontology annotation, molecular function: ADP binding.
AUGGAUUGUAUAUUUCCAUUUAUUCGCGUUCUUUUUGCUGCUUUGUUUGGCAGAGAUGAUACCAAGUUCAUCGAGAGAAUCGUCAAAGAGAUCUUGACUAUAGUAGGACGAGUACCCUUGAGUGUUGCAAAGUAUCCUGUCGGUGUAGGUAGCCAGGUAGAAAAUGUAAAACCUUUGUUGAGCAUGAGUUCGGAUGAUGUUCGGAUGAUAGGAAUAUGGGGAAUCGGAGGUGUAGGGAAGACCACUAUCGCUAAAGCUGUUUAUAACAGUAUUGCUGAUCAGUUUGAUGGGUGCAGCUUCCUUGCAAAUGUUAGAGAAACUUCCAAUAGACCUGACGGCCUAGUUCAUUUGCAGAAAAAACUGUUAUCCGAGACAUUACGGAAAGAAAAUUUUAAUGUCUUAAAUGUGGAUCAAGGCGCUAAUCUGAUACCAGAUAGACUUUGCUGCAAGAAGAUUCUGCUUGUGCUUGAUGACUUGGAUCAUGGGUACCAGUUAAAUGCAUUAGCUAGAGAAUGUGCAUGGUUUGGAAAAGGGAGCAGGAUCAUUGUUACGACAAGAGAUAAACAUGUACUAACUUCUCAUGGGAUAGAUUGGGUAUAUGAAGUUAGACCAUUAGAUCAAGAUGAAGCUUUUGAACUUCUCAGUUCAUACACUUUUCCAGGAAACCAGACGAAUGACAUAAGCAGUCGUCAUAUAGAUAACAUUUUGGGCUAUGCUAAAGGUCUUCCCUUAGCAAUUGUGGUCUUGGGUCCCUUUUUACGUGGUAGAAGCAGAGGGGAAUGGGAGAGCACAUUGGGUAAACUUGCUAAAAGUCCUAUUAGAGGUAUAAACAGUGUCCUCAAGACAAGUUUUGAUGCGCUGGAGGAGAAUGAGAGGGACGUCUUUCUUGACAUUGCUUGCUUCUUUAAGGGGAGGAAAAGGGAUUAUGUAACUAGAGUUCUUGAUAGCUGUGGUUUACACACAUUAAUUGGGAUUCAGACUCUAAUAGAGAGAUCCUUAGUAACAAUUGAGUAUGACAGCAUAGUACAAAUGCAUGACUUGAUACAGCUAAUGGGUCAGGAUGUCGUUAAAACUGAGUGUCUAGAUGACCCUGGGAGACGGAGCAGAUUAUGGUGCUAUGAUGAUGUUUUUGAAGUAUUGUCCGAGGAUACGGGCACCAAUGCUGUUAAAGGCAUAGUGCUGAACUUGACGACACGAAAAGUGCUAGACAUCAGUCCCAGUGCUUUCACGCACAUGAGGAGACUGAAAUUGCUCAUAAUUCUGAAUGCACAAAUCAGUGGAGGUCCCAUAUGUCUUCCUAAUGAUUUAAGGUGGCUUGAAUGGCCUAGAUGUCCUUUGUCCACUCCUGUAUAUGUUCCAAAGAAACUUGUUUGCUUUCACGUGCCUGACAGCCGGAUUAAGGAAUUUGGAGGGAACUUAAAGCGUUUUAGGAAUUUGAAGUUUCUGAACUUCAACCACUGUAAGUUGCUGAUUUGUGUCCCUGACCUUUCAGAGGUGCCAAAUUUAGAGAUAUUGAACUUAAGUAGGUGGUCAAAGCUCAAGGAGCUUCCAAGCACUUCCAAGCUACUAAUAUUAAUUUGA